AUAAUUGGGUAACUUCUACACGUAUAUUAAGAAAAACUUAAGUCUUUGUAAAUAUUAGACUGGGUGCCUAUCUAUCGCACUUGUAAAACCACUAAGCUUGUAUCGCAUACCAGCAAUAGUACCAGUCUAUAUAAAUAUGGUUUGGGACAACACAUUUCCUCUCAAAUAUAUUAUACAAGAUAAAAAUCACAACACGUCAUGCAACCGAUGUUAAUCUGAAUAAUAUCGAAUUUACAUCUGUGUGUUUUAAUACACGUACAUACUAUUAAACUCUUUUUAUUUCAUUGUUGACAAACAAGACGAGUAGAAUUUGUAUUUAAUGUUAUUAGUUCUUUUGCCAAUAGUCCGCAUUCGGUAUUCAUUCGGCACAACUCGGAAUACACCAUUUUCCAGUGAAACUCCACACCAACGCGUGCUUCUCGUAGCGAUAUUAGCAGUAGCUAAUAGCUAAUAUCGUGGUCUGGAGCUUACGACCUACUCCGACUAAAAUAAUUACGAGCAGCUCCGAAUGUGUUGUUUUCAUUGCCGACAAAAUGGCUACCAAGAGAGCUUUUAUGGAAGCAGUGUCGAUGUUACAUAUCGACUCUAAUAAUUAAUAGAGCAAUUAUCAACUCAGAAUGGGUUCUGGGACGAGCACCCAGGUUAAAACUAUCCACCGUGAUUCAGAAAAUGGUUACAAUGAGACAGAAAGAACUGCAUGCAAACAGUUCCCGGCGACACCUACAGGAAGAAGUGACUUGAAAACUGAAAAUGGAACAAAUGAAACCUUUCUACUGGACGCAAAGUCCAAGAUCAAAGAUCUUGAAACACAGCUGGCAGAGAGUGAGAGUCAACAGCUGGACCUCCAGGACCGGAUACAGCUGCUGGAGGAGAGGCUGGCCGAGCAGCUGCAGGAGGCUGGUGGUGGAGAGGAGGUGUAUACAGAGACACUGCAGGCCAAGGAUCAGUACAUCUCCAAGCUGGAGCUGGAGCUUCAGGCCUUACAGCAGGAGAACAGCAAGAUGAAAAUCAAGCACAAAAAGAAGAUGAAGUCGUUGAACUCACAGGUGACGGAGACGAGGCAGGAGAUGUCGAUACAGACAUUUGAGCUGAGGGAGGAGAUCAGUAAACUCAAGGAGGAGAACAACGCACUCAAGAACAAACUUGAUGCCCCCUCGUCAACUUCUGGCGACACAGCUGUAGGGCUGACAGGUGAAAUAAGCAGCCGUAUGACCUUGAUCCUGGACCUGUCACAGCAGCUGUCGGAGCAGGAAGACAAGAUAAAGAAACUUGAGGAAAGUGUGCAAGAAAAGAAUAAGACAAUAAAAAAGUUUCGAAAUGCUCAGUCAUCAAAUGUUGACAAAUCUUCAAAACUUAAAGAAGAUGUGCUGGUGUCAAUGUCUUGGGAUGAAAAUACAGAGGUUCCGAAUGGUUCUGAGUUUAUGACAUCAGGUUGGCAUUGUGUAGACACUAAUACAAGGAUUCCAUUAACCAAACUGAAGACUGGUUCUCUGGCUCCUGUAGAAGAAUGUAACAGUGAAAAUGACAGGAAUGACUUUAGCACAAGUAGGGACUCAGGGAUUGGAUCUGCCGGAAAGACAAAAUCGGUAAAUGAUUCUGAGAAUUUAAAGUCGAAAAGAAUCAGCUCUGCAUCUAGUUUGUUGUCCGGACUGUGCUAUGACUCUGACUCUGACUGGGGGUCUGAUUCCACCACAGCACCACCCUACAAAGUUCAGAGUGCUCCACCAGGGAAACGAUCUCCCCAUCUGCUACCCCCUCGUCCUAGAGGAGAUUCAGGGGGAGAUAACUGGAGCAUUGACUCAAGAAGUGGAACACCAAAGAGUAAAUCAAAGAAGAAAUCUGUUCUCAGAUCCAAAGCUGAUGCAAAACAUGUUCAUGAUACCCCUGGACAAAGACCUGAAUUGCUGGGACCAACCCUCGCCUUUACUGAGAAAACCACAGUAGAUUCAUACUGAUUUUCAAACCCAGUUGCAGAAUUUCUCAGUGACAUUGGGUGUUGAAUGUGUUGGCUUGUAAAGACCUGAGAUAGACAACAGAACUUUCUGUAAAUGACUGAUUGGUGUGAAACCAUAUACUAGUACUCACCUAUUUUGAUAAAACUAAAACCCAAUAAAGUUCAAGUGUUAUGUGUGGGUUUAUGAAAAUAAUUACAAACAUUAAGGAUAUGUUUUGGAAGAUCAGUUACUUUCAUGUCGUUGUUGUCUUUUACGGAAAAACAAAUGAUGUAUUUCAGAACAGAUAUUGUAACAGCAGGGUAAGCCUUUGAUAGACAGUUAGAUUUUACAAGAACAUGAAGACCAUGAUGAGACUUUAAUGGAUAGAACAUUUCUGUUGUUUGUAAUGACAUUUCACUGUUGUCAGGGCAACUUCCUGCCCCUUCAUCAUCUGUUUCCUGUCUUUAUUAGUUGGUGUGUAACUGGACUUUGUUUGCCACUGUAGUCUAUAUGCAGUGUUUGUUGAAUGGUUUCUAGUUGGUUGCCUUGGUUACAUAUAUACCACUUGCAUAUGUUAAACAAUACACUUACAU
Molecule: messenger RNA, 2527 nt
Organism: Haliotis rubra (blacklip abalone)
Lineage: Eukaryota; Metazoa; Mollusca; Gastropoda; Lepetellida; Haliotidae
Exons: 6
Coding region: 618-1955 (445 amino acids)
Source: RefSeq, a predicted model, not a curated record